Molecule: messenger RNA, 1005 nt
Organism: Trichoderma asperellum CBS 433.97
Lineage: Eukaryota; Fungi; Ascomycota; Sordariomycetes; Hypocreales; Hypocreaceae
Source: RefSeq, a predicted model, not a curated record
AUGUUUUGUGUCUUUUCAUCCUACGGCUUUGCAGAUGGCAGAGGUAUAUCCAUCUUAACAACACCUGACCGCGUUGAGAGUCUCCAGCAACUACCAGCAUUUUCUGAUGACGAUGCAUUGUCGGGCAUCAAUGAGCAAGUAUCGCCGCCGUUUGAAGAAACAGAGCUUCCAGGAAGAGGGCGUGGCCUCAUUGCGAAUAAGACGCUGCAUCGUGGCGACAGGAUUUUUGCCCAUACCCCAAUCUUGAUGCUUGAUGGAGAAAGUUUUGGAGACUUAGAAAAGAAACAGUGGCUUGAACUGGAACAUACAGCUGCCAACAACCUUCCACCAAAAACUAAAAAGAUGUUUUCGGCACUAUAUGGUCGCCCAAUGACGGAUCCAGUGAGCGACCGGAUUGACACAAAUGCUUUUGAACUUGAGCUGGAUGAGGUAGUAUAUUACGCUGUAUUUCCUGAGAUAGCUCGUCUUAACCAUGAUUGCCGCCCUAACGCGGCCUACUUUUUUGACAAACAAACCCUCACACACUACGUGCACGCUAUUACCGACAUUACUCCAGGCACCGAAAUUACCAUUACAUAUAUUGAUCCUCAUAUGCCACUCCAGAAACGUCUGAAGAAAUUAUCUUCUCUCUGGGGGUUCAAUUGCUCCUGCAGCUUAUGUAGCCUCCACUCCGAGCUAUCGCGUGCAUCUGACGAGCGCCUUGGCCAGAUUAAAAGAAUAAACGACCGUUUGGAAGACUGGGAGACGGCACCACUAGAAAUGGCACAGACACUCAUCAGUCUCUACGAGCAGGAGCGCUUGCACGCUCCAAGAAGCUCAGCAUAUUGGUAUGCAGCGCUAAUAAGCUGCAUGCAAGGAUUGUACUGGGAGACAAUUCGUUAUGCACGGGUGGCAAUAGAGUUGGGGUUGCUAGAUUACGGCUUUAGAGAUGAGAGUUUUCAACGGAUGACGCAACUAGCAGAAGAGCCAGCGAAGGACGCGUGUUGGUUGGCAAGAUUAAAGUAG